CGGACCCAACCUGUCUGCGUGCACAGCUCCAUGAGGAACAGGGCUACUGACCUACCGCUUGGCACAGGGAGACAACAACAGUAUACCUUGAUGGUAAUGGAGCCAGAUUUGGGCCAGUGCAUUGGUAGCAUCCUCAGCCAGACCAAGCCUCUCGGCCCCACUCGGACCCAACCUGUCUGCGUGCACAGCUCCAUGAGGAACAGGGCUACUGACCUACCGCUUGGCACAGGGAGACAACAACAGUAUACCUUGAUGGUAAUGGAGCCAGAUUUGGGCCAGUGCAUUGGUAGCAUCCUCAGCCAGACCAAGCCUCUCGGCCCCACUCGGACCCAACCUGUCUGCGUGCACAGCUCCAUGAGGAACAGGGCUACUGACCUACCGCUUGGCACAGGGACCAUACAAUAGUAUACCUUGAUGGUAAUGGAGCCAGAUUUGGGUCAGUGCAUUGGUAGCAUCCUCAGCCAGACCAAGCCUCUCGGCCCCACUCGGACCCAACCUGUCUGCGCGCACAGAUCCAUGAGGAACAGGGCUACUGACCUACCGCUUGGCACAGGGACCAUUUAAUAGUAUACCUUGAUGGUAAUGGAGCCAGAUUUGGGCCAGUGCAUUGGUAGCAUCCUCAGCCAGUCCAAGCCUCUCGGCCCCACUCGGACCCAACCUGUCUGCGUGCACAGCUCCAUGAGGAACAGGGCUA
Rhodotorula graminis WP1 is the source of this 694-nucleotide messenger RNA. RefSeq lists its product as uncharacterized. The record is from RefSeq and is a predicted model, not a curated record. The coding region runs from base 31 to 405 and encodes 124 amino acids. The transcript has 2 exons. Lineage: Eukaryota; Fungi; Basidiomycota; Microbotryomycetes; Sporidiobolales; Sporidiobolaceae.